Messenger RNA from Mercurialis annua (annual mercury), 1855 nucleotides. RefSeq names its product ricin-like. Lineage: Eukaryota; Viridiplantae; Streptophyta; Magnoliopsida; Malpighiales; Euphorbiaceae. The transcript has a single exon. Gene Ontology annotation, molecular function: rRNA N-glycosylase activity. Gene Ontology annotation, biological process: negative regulation of translation. Bases 6 to 1700 code for a protein of 564 amino acids. The record is from RefSeq and is a predicted model, not a curated record.
UAUGGAUGUCUCUCGCUGUGGCGACAUGCCUAUGGCUCGGACCAGUUUCGAUGGGGUCGUCAACAAUGGAGGAUGGUGCUGUUAACCCUUUUUUCCAGCAGGACAGGAUGGUGAUCUUUACCACUUCUGGUGCCACUGCAGCAACUUAUAGGACAUUUAUACGAGCCGUGCGAAAUCACUUAACUAGACAAGAGAUGCAGCAUGGUAUACCAAUAUUGCCUCAGUUUAAGAAUGUUCCAACGAAUGAACGAUUUCUUUUGAUUCAACUCGCAAAUUUCGCUGAGCAAACCAUCACAUUAGCAAUGAAUGUAAGCAAUGUUUAUAUAGUUGGCUAUUGUGCCGAAAAUCAUGCCUAUUUCUUUCCACCCGAAACUCCGGAGGCUGAAGAAGAGAUCGCUCCUCUUUUCCCUCGCACUGAUCGAGAGUUUAUGACAGGUUUGGGUGUCAACUAUGGUGACCUUGAACGAGUUGCAAAUCAAAAUAGAGAACAGACCCAAUUGGGAUUUACGCCACUAGAUACAGCUAUCGCGCAUCUUCAUGGUCUUACCACUAACCGUACUGACAAUCGGAAUCUAGCUCGAGGGUUUCUUGUUAUUGCCCAGAUGAUUGCAGAAGCAGCACGAUUCAACCUUAUUAGUACUCGAAUUGCACGUAGUUUCAGCAAUGCAAUCGUCCCAGAUCCUGGCAUGAUUCAGCUUGAGAACGACUGGAGUACAAUUUCGACUGCAAUCCAACAAUCUAAUGAUGACGGAGUUCUCCCUGAACCACUUCUUUUGCGAGAUCCAAGAGGUCAACCAAUUGAAGUGACUCAAGUGAAGGAAUUACUCACGGUCAUAUCUCUCCUGCUGUACCCAUGUAAACGGCCAUCUCAGUUUUCUCUGCUUAUAAGGCCCGUGGUGCCAAAUUUUGCUGACGAUGAUGUUUGUGUAACUCACCAGCUUACGGUGCGUAUUAGUGGUCGCAAUGGUCUAUGUCUUGAUGUGAAAAGCGGUAUUUACAGCGAUGGUAGCCCAGUAGUAUUGUGGCCAUGCAAAUCCAAUACAGAUGUGAAUCAACUCUGGACUUUCAGAAAAGAUGGCACUAUUCGAUCUGAUGGGAAGUGCUUGACCACGUUUGGAUUCGUACCAGGAAAAUACAUUAUGAUACACGACUGCAAAAAUGCUGUUCGCGACGCCACUCGUUGGAAAAUACGGGAUGAUGGAACCAUCAUAAAUCCCAAAUCAGGGCUAGUUUUGUCAGCAGAAUCAGGGAGGGAUGGCACAACGAUUACGGUGGAGACCAACGUUUACGCAGCCCGUCAAUCGUGGCUUCCUGGUAAUAAUACACAACCUUUUAUAACAACCAUUGUUGGGCUCAAUUAUCUUUGCUUGCAAGCUACAGGAAACCGCGUCUGGUUAGAAAAGUGCGAAAACAACAAGGCCGGACAGGAAUGGGCUCUUUAUGGAGAUGGUACAAUACGACCUAAGCAGAACCAAGAAGACUGUGUUACGAAUGAUGCUAAAGAACAAGGACUUGUCAAGCUUUUCUCCUAUAACUAUGCAUCCCCAGCUCAGAGAUGGGUGUUUGACAGUGAUGGAGUGAUUUGGAGUUUGUUCUAUGGAAUGGUGCUAGAUGUGAAAGACAACGAUCCAAGCCUUAAACAAAUAAUCACUUCGCCGUUCAACGGACAGGAUAACCAGCGGUGGUUGAAAUCGUUUUAAUCUACAUAUCCAGUUGCUUGAAUAAAAAGGACAGCUUAUCUUAAAAUAAAAAGGACAUUAAGUUAUUGUUGUUACAUAUGUCUUGAUGUUCCAGUGCUAGCUACCUAUAUAUAUAUACUAGCAUUUCGUCACGUGCUACACACGUGAGCGACAUU